This is a messenger RNA of Dichotomopilus funicola, 861 nucleotides long. RefSeq names its product mitochondrial 39-S ribosomal protein L47 (MRP-L47)-domain-containing protein. Gene Ontology annotation, cellular component: mitochondrial large ribosomal subunit; mitochondrial ribosome. The coding region runs from base 1 to 861 and encodes 286 amino acids. The transcript has 2 exons. Gene Ontology annotation, molecular function: structural constituent of ribosome. The record is from RefSeq and is a predicted model, not a curated record. Gene Ontology annotation, biological process: mitochondrial translation. Lineage: Eukaryota; Fungi; Ascomycota; Sordariomycetes; Sordariales; Chaetomiaceae.
AUGGCGUCCGGACUGCGGCCCUCGAUUGGGGCAUUUGGCAGGAUAACGGCCGCUUCGACCACCCCAACACCCCUUCCGUUCCGCCCACUUACUCAGACCGCCUCCCUCUCGACUACCCCUGCGCUGCUCAAGCGCCACAAGUAUCGCGGAGCCCGCGUGACCCGCGACAACAGCAAGCACCGUGGCGAGUCAGCGAUCCGUCGCACCGGAACACGCUGGCGUUUGUCCAUGUCUGACGAGCCGUUGCCCCGGCCGGUGCCCCUCAGCGAGCUACCGCCCAUCGAGACGGACCCGGACCAUGGGUUGUGGGACUUCUUCCCGGAUCGCAAGCGGGUUGCGGUCGCGCCGGCCGAGGACGCCAAGCACGGGCGUAGCUGGACCGUAGAAGAACUACGGCACAAGUCGUGGGACGACUUGCACCGCCUGUGGUGGGUGUGUGUGAAGGAACGGAACCGUAUCGCUACAGCCAGCUGGGAGCGGACCAAGUACGAAUUGGGGUUCGGUGACGCAGAGUCGCAGAACCGAGAUAAGCAGGUUCGCGGCACAAUGCGCUCUAUCAAGCACGUUUUGACGGAGCGAUUUUACGCAUGGGAGGACGCGGUCAAGGUCGCUGAGAAUGACCCCGAGGUCGACUUGACCGGCCACGGCCCGGCCUUUACCCCAACACAAUAUCUCGAAAACCCCGAUGUGGCGACCGAAGGCGAGCAGAAGGUUGCCGAAGCUGUGGAAGAAACAACUGAGAAGGGAGCAGAAAAGGCGGAACCCGUAUCAGUGUCUGAGCCCGCAUCUGCCUCCGAAUCUUCCCCUGACCCGACGGCGAUACCUCCGUCCAAACCGGCCCCCGAGGCCCCGAGGUUAUGA